AUGGUGAGCGAUAACGGUGACCCGAUGAUGGUAAUAACAAAUGAGUCUCAGAGAACUGUUCCGACGCCGUUUCUCAUCAAGACCUUUAACCUCGUUGAAGAUCCUUCCAUCGACGACGUCAUCUCAUGGAACGAAGACGGUUCCUCCUUCGUCGUCUGGAACCCGACUGACUUCGCCAGAGACUUGCUUCCUAAACACUUUAAACACAACAACUUCUCCAGCUUUGUCCGUCAGCUCAACACUUACGGGUUCAAGAAAGUAGUCCCUGAUCGGUGGGAGUUUUCGAAUGAUUUCUUCAGGAGAGGAGAGAAACGUCUUCUCAAAGAGAUCCAACGUCGAAAGUUAACGCCUCAAGCAGCUGUUACUCCGCCGCCUGAAGUGGUUGCGGCGGCGGCGGCUCAGAGAGUUCAGACGACGAAAACGGUCGUGUCUCCGUCGAGUUCUGCGGAAGAUCAGGCGGUAUCUCCGUCGUGGUAUUGUCAAACCGGAAACGGUGGUGGCUUGUCUGUUGAGCUGUUAGAAGAGAACGAGAAGCUUCGGAGUCAGAACAUCCAGCUUAACCGUGAGCUUACUCAGAUGAAAUCCCUCUGCGAUAACAUCUUCAGCCUCAUGUCCAACUUCUCCGAAUCUCCUCCUGAACGGAGCUCUUCUCCCGGAGCUAGUACCAGUCAUGACGCGAUGAAAACGGUGGAGUUUUUACCGGCGAAGCGGUUUUCGGUUGAGACGGAGGGUGAGGAAGAAGCGAGUCAUAGGCUUUUCGGUGUUUCGAUAGGGCUGAAACGGACGAGAAGCGAAGGUGUUCAGGUGAAGGCGGUGGGAGAGAGACCCGGCGGAGGAGGGGAGAAGGAGGAGACGCCGUGGCUGAGACACUAUAAUAGGACCAAUCAGAGAGUCUGUAAUUGAACGGCUCGGAUUGUGUGUGCGCGAAGUAGAGGAUCAAAGCUUGCAGACAAUAGGCACGUGUCUUGUCUGUUUCAAGAAGUUUCAUCAAUCUUGACUUCUUCUCUAACAUGUUGUCAUAAAAAACGCUCUUUUUGACUUUUUUCAUUUCUUUUUCUCUUUUGGGGAUAUAAAAUUAUAAUAAUUGUCUAGCUGAAGGAGAUGUAGAGAACAGAUCAAUUAGCAUUAAUAGCGAAACUGGAAGUUGUGGUGAAGCUUCCGGAAUCUCCUGUUUGGUGGGCGCGGGCGCGGAUCAUACAACGUGGACAACGUUUCUUCAAAUAUCACUAGUAGAUUCUCUAUAAUCAAUAAUUAGUAUUUACUAUUUAGUAGUAGAACUUGAAUUGUAGUUUACUGUGGAUGACGAUUAUUAUGUAACGAAUAGAUCAUCACAAAUCACAUGUGGUUUUGAUUA
Molecule: messenger RNA, 1354 nt
Organism: Brassica oleracea var. oleracea
Lineage: Eukaryota; Viridiplantae; Streptophyta; Magnoliopsida; Brassicales; Brassicaceae
Product: heat stress transcription factor B-2a-like
Exons: 2
Coding region: 1-903 (300 amino acids)
Biological process (GO): regulation of transcription by RNA polymerase II
Cellular component (GO): nucleus
Molecular function (GO): RNA polymerase II cis-regulatory region sequence-specific DNA binding; DNA-binding transcription factor activity
Source: RefSeq, a predicted model, not a curated record